ACUAACUCAUUCUCUCAGUAUUUUAUAACAAAAAAAUCUUCUCUUUUUUUAUUUUAUUUAUUAUAGCUUAAGUUCUUCAUUAUUUACAAAAAAAUAAUAAUGGAAAUGGAAGCAAUAGUUGAAGAAAAUGAGAGCAAAAUCAAGAUGAUACGUUCAGUAAUUGGUUAUGAAAUUGCAGAAAAGGACAUUCUUGAAGCGCUUUUACAAAAAAACAACAAUCUUGAAGCAGCUAUUAAUUAUUUGCUUGAUUUUUCACAGUUAUCGACAGUUAAUAAAACUGUUACGAGUACUGGGGUACGUAUAUCUGGUCCGAUAAAUCAAGAAAAUGGCUGUGAAAUGGUUAGUGGGCUAAAAGUUAAAGAGGAACCCAAUGUGGUUAUGGAGGAAAAGAAGGAUUUUGAUGGUUAUGGAGCAAAACGGUUAGUUGGGAAAUUGGAUUCUGGAUGUGAAGUGGUUAAUGGGCUAAAAGUUAAAGAAAAACCUGAUGUGGGUAUUGAGGAAAGGAAGGAUUUUGAUGGUUAUGGAGCAAAAGGGUUAGUUGGUAAAUUGGAUUUGGGUUGUGAAAUGGUUAAUGGAUUAAAAGUUAAAGAUGAACCUGAUGUGGUUAUGGAGGAAAGGAAGGAUUUUGAUGGUUAUGGAGCAAAAGGGUUAGUUGAUAAAUGGGAUUUGGACAGUGAAAUGGUUAAUGGGUUAAAAGUUAAAGAAAAAACUGAUGUGGUUAUGGAGGAAAGGAAGGAUUUUGAUGGUUAUGGAGCAAAAGGGUUAGUUGGUAAAUUGGAUUUGGGUUGUGAAAUGGUUAAUGGGUUAAAAGUUAAAGAUGAACCUGAUGUGGGUAUUUGUGAAAAAGGAAAAAGUGAUGAAAAAAUGAAGGUUUUUGAUGGUUAUGGAGCAAAAGGGUCAGUUGAUAAAUGGGGUUUGGGUAGUGAAGUGGUUAAUGGGUUAAAAGUUAAAGAUGAACCUGAUGUGGCUAUUUGUGAAAAAGGAAAAAAUGAUGAAGAAAUGAAGGUUUUUGAUGGAUAUGGAGCAAAAGAGUCAGCUGGUAAAUCGGUUUCGGGCAGUGAAAUGGUUAAUGGGCUAAAAGUUAAAGAAGAACCUGACGUGUUUAUCGAUGAAACAGGUGAAAACAAGGUACAUAAGGAUGUUCUUGGUGGUCGUAUAUCGAAAUGGAGACGUGAUUUGAUGAAAGAAUUCUAUGAAUGGUCAGAGUUGCCCGAAAACAAUCCACAACCGAAAGAGGAAGAGAAACUUGAAAUAGUAAAGUUCAAAGAAGAAGAACAUGUACUUAAUGUUAAACCAUUAUCAGUAAAGCCAUUGAAGAGUUGUACUAAUAGGGGUAUUUUAGGAAGUAAAGAAAAGACCGGAAUUGCGAAAAAUAGUCUUAGUACUGUUGUGAUGGAGGAUGGUGAUUUUCCUGAAGAGUCUGAUUGGUUGUUAGUUGGAAGAACUGUUGUUACUGGGCUUUCAACUACAAAAGGGAGAAAAUUGGAGAAUAAUGAGAUUGUUCAUUUUAAUUUUCCUCAGCUUGGGAGUAGUAAAAGUAGUUCACAUUGGGGUGGAUCAAGAGCUGCUCAUGCUGCCGCUUCAUCCAUUGUUAGGUUCUCGACUAAACGAUCGGGAGAGAUUGGGCGUCUCCCAAUGGAAUGGGCAAAAUGCCUCAUUCCACUUGUAAAUUCUUCAAAGGUAAAGGUUCUUGGCCGAUGCGUUGCUGCGCCUGUAAAUCUGUGCCUAAUGCAGGAGCUCAUGUUGUAUGUAAGUUUCUACAUUCACCAGUCAGUGUUUACGAGCGGUGAAAAAUCAUCAUGGAGGCUGGAUUCUCCCUCACAAAUUGAUACAACAACAUAUCCACUACUUACUCUGUUCAAGCUACUCAAAGUCAAUCCCUUUCAGAAUGCUGAAUUCACCCCGGAUGAGCUUGAUUCUCGUAAACGCCAUCUCAAUUUAGAUUCCGAUUCAAAUGAAGCUGCUUCAGUGUUAUCAAUAGCAAAGCGAAGAAGAGGCUGCCAGCAGUAUUCGGAGCCAAACAAGGAUGAGCAAGAGAUAGAUAUCUCCGAAGCAUCUUUUAACAAACUUGUUGGUUCUGUAGACAUGUAUGACUUGAAGGAGAUGGAGGCUCCAGAUACACUUAUGUGCAGCCUAAGGCCUUACCAGAAAGAAGCUCUUUACUGGAUGACAGAAUCAGAGAAAGGAGCUGAUGUAGAGGAAGCAUCGAAAACUCUUCAUCCAUGUUGGGCAGCAUAUCGGAUAUGCGAAGAGAGGAAAAUUUAUGUCAACAUUUUCUCGGGGGAAGCAACUACCGACUUCCCAACUGCAUCGAAAGCAGCACGCGGAGGGAUAUUGGCAGAUGCAAUGGGUCUUGGAAAGACAGUGAUGACAAUUGCUCUAGUACUCGCAAAACUGGGCAAGGGUAGCCCUGAUGAUCAGGAUUUUGUCUCAGAAGACGCAGACGAAACUGAAUGUAUAACAAAAAGAAUCACUUAUACUGAUACAGAAGUAUCAAGAAAGGCAAAAGGUGGCACUCUAAUUGUCUGUCCUAUGGCGUUACUAGGCCAGUGGAAGGAUGAACUUGAGGCACAUUCAAAACCUGGUAGCAUUUCAGUUUUCGUUCAUUAUGGCGGGGACAGAAGUAAUGAUCCUAGAGUGAUAGCAGAACAAGAUGUAGUGCUGACAACGUAUGGUGUCUUGAGUGCAACUUAUAAGGCUGAUAAGGAGAAUAGCAUAUUUCAUAAUGUUGAUUGGUACCGGGUGGUUUUGGAUGAGGCACACACCAUCAAAUCCUGGAAGACUCUGGGCGCACAGGCUGCCUUUACUUUAUCAGCACAUUGUAGGUGGUGUCUUACUGGUACCCCUCUUCAGAACAAUUUGGAGGACCUCUACAGCCUUUUAUGUUUCUUGCACGUUGAGCCAUGGUGCAACUGGGCAUGGUGGAACAAGUUAAUACAACGACCUUAUGAAAAUGGUGAUCAGAGAGCUCUAAAAUUGAUCAAGGCCAUUUUGAGGCCACUGAUGUUGAGGAGAACAAAGGAUACCAAGGACAAAGAAGGAAGGCCGAUUCUUGUUCUCCCUCCAACCGAUAUUCAAGUCAUUCAGUGUAUACAAUCAGAAGCUGAACGUGACUUCUAUGACGCCCUCUUCAAAAGAUCUAAAGUUCAAUUUGAUCAGUUUGUGGCACAAGGAAAAGUUCUUCACAACUAUGCUAACAUUCUUGAAUUGCUACUAAGAUUGAGGCAGUGUUGCAACCAUCCUUUCCUUGUGAUGAGCCGAAGUGAUACACAAGAAUUUGCUGACUUAGAUAAGCUUGCAAGAAGGUUUUUGGAAACAAAUCCUGAUUCAUCAACACAGAAAGCACCUACACCAGCAUAUGUAGAAGAAGUUGUUGAGGGAAUUCGUAAUGGCGAAAAUACGGAAUGUCCCAUAUGCCUUGAGUCAGCAGAUGACCCUGUGCUAACACCAUGUGCCCACAGAAUGUGCAGAGAAUGCCUUCUUUCAAGUUGGAGAACUCCAGCAAGUGGACUUUGUCCAAUUUGUAGGCAAAUGCUGAAGAAAUACGAGUUAGUCACAUGUCCUUCUGCUAAUCGGUUUCGAAUUGAUGUUGACAAGAACUGGCAAGAGUCUUCAAAGGUCUCAAAGUUGAUGGAAUGCUUGGAGUCUAUAAGAAAAACUGGUGAAAAAAGCAUUGUUUUUAGCCAAUGGACCUCAUUUCUUGAUCUUUUGGAGAUUCCACUUAAGAGAAAGAAAAUUGGAUACUUGAGGUUUGAUGGAAAGUUGGUGCAGAAAUAUAGAGAAAGGGUCUUGAAAGAGUUCAGUGAGACUAAUGAGAAAACAAUUUUGUUAAUGUCACUAAAGGCUGGAGGUGUGGGCUUGAACUUAACAGCAGCUUCUAAUGUCUUUCUCAUGGAUCCAUGGUGGAAUCCUGCAGUUGAGGAGCAAGCAAUAAUGAGAAUUCAUCGUAUUGGUCAAAAGAAAACAGUUCGUGUUAGAAGGUUCAUUGUUAAGGACACAGUGGAAGAAAGAAUGCAACAAGUCCAAGCAAGAAAGCAAAGGAUGAUAGCUGGAGCUUUGACUGAUGAAGAAGUGAGGUCUGCCAGACUUGAAGAACUCAAGAUGCUCUUCAGAUAAUUGGUUUUAAUAUAUUGCAAAUUUCCAAUUAUAUAUAUUUAAUUGGAUGUUAAAUUAGUGAAAAAAAUGAGAAAAAGGAGAAAUCAAUGCCCAAGGGUGGAUAAAAUUGUUUUUGUAUAGUUACAAUUGUUCCACCUGAAUUUUUGUAAAGUCUUUUUGAAGUCACAAAGCAAGAUAUUUUCUUGCUGUCUAUGCUUAAGUUUUGUAUAUUUUUCAUGUGUCAAUCUUGUAUGAUCAAAAUGAUAAUUUUAAUCUUGAAGAACUCAAAAAUAUUUGGGCA
This is a messenger RNA of Lycium barbarum (goji berry), 4396 nucleotides long. Its product is annotated as DNA repair protein RAD5B. The transcript is spliced from 18 exons. NCBI's taxonomy places the organism in Eukaryota, Viridiplantae, Streptophyta, Magnoliopsida, Solanales, Solanaceae. The record is from RefSeq and is a predicted model, not a curated record. The coding region runs from base 100 to 4116 and encodes 1338 amino acids. Gene Ontology annotation, molecular function: zinc ion binding; hydrolase activity, acting on acid anhydrides, in phosphorus-containing anhydrides; ATP binding.